AUGCCGGGAAGGUUUCGGCAGCCUUUCAAUAACAGAAACAAGCACGAGAUGAUGGACACAUUCUCGCCGCGGUCCUCGACACUCAUGCUCCGUCCCGUCCAAGAGACAUUCAUCAAUCUUGCGCUUAUUGUUGAUGGCGUUGGGUGGCCCCGCCAUGACGGCUCAAACCCAGACCUCACAGGUUGCAGCGCACUCCGAUGGGGUCUCGUGUCAAGCUCUUUCUUCCUUGAGUCGGCAAAGCCAAGCGAGGAUCGUAGUGGGGUCUGGGCUCUCAUGCCAAGAAACAUUGAGGAAAUCAUAAUUGAAUUCAGUUCGAAAGGUGGCCUUUCCCACUCCGCCGAUCGCCUCCAUACACCCAACUUCGGUAACCCGUGUUACAAUGAGACAAUGUUUUCAGACGGCUCCUGGCUCGUGGAGAUUGCCGCGCAAAAAACAGAGCAUUAUCCGAAUCUCGAAUCUACCGUCAUGUCGGAGCUGGACGUUGUGAAAGGGACUGUUUCGAAGCUUAGAUGUAGAAGCCUGCCAUGGCAAUAUCCGAUUGACCUGUUGAAUAUAUUCAGGGCCAGCGGCAUUUCGUUGACAGGUCAUCUCCGAAUACCGAAGCUUUGGAAUGAAACAUAA
Letharia columbiana is the source of this 621-nucleotide messenger RNA. RefSeq lists its product as uncharacterized. The record is from RefSeq and is a predicted model, not a curated record. NCBI's taxonomy places the organism in Eukaryota, Fungi, Ascomycota, Lecanoromycetes, Lecanorales, Parmeliaceae. The transcript is spliced from 2 exons. Bases 1 to 621 code for a protein of 206 amino acids.